ACGUUUACAACUAUCUGGUAUGGAGGUUUCAUCAAUGAAUGGGAUAUUUCUGAACAAUGCCAAGACAGUUGCCAAUAUACCUAGUUAUACGAAACAGGGUUUCUCAGACUACAACAUAUACUUUGUAAUGUCUACUGCAAGGACGGGCAGAUGGGUGAUUGAUUCGGAUUUUGAUUCGGAUUUUUAUUCCGCUCGUUCAAAUAUCAUCGCCAUUAAAAAUGGAGUUCAAAGUCCUACUUCUGCAUUCAGCUGGGAAUUACUAAGAGAUACGAAAUGGAUUGAGCAGAAAAAUGCAAACAUGAUUUGUGUUGAUGGUAUGCAACAAUUUUCUUGGUUAUAAAACUACAGGUAUUAAACAAUGUGCCCAAAAAUCAAAACCUGAUAUAAACCUCCAGUUAAGGUAUUUUCUCCCCUUCGAGUACCAUAGUUUAUAAUAUCAAAACAAUCACAAUGGACAGUCGUCAUCAUGGUAAGGAAAUUAAAAUGCAGUUAUUGGGUGUCAAACAACAGUUC
Molecule: messenger RNA, 513 nt
Organism: Owenia fusiformis
Lineage: Eukaryota; Metazoa; Annelida; Polychaeta; Sabellida; Oweniidae
Source: the annotation of a GenBank genome assembly